Molecule: messenger RNA, 1217 nt
Organism: Cherax quadricarinatus
Lineage: Eukaryota; Metazoa; Arthropoda; Malacostraca; Decapoda; Parastacidae
Product: mothers against decapentaplegic homolog 6
Biological process (GO): anatomical structure morphogenesis; regulation of transcription by RNA polymerase II; SMAD protein signal transduction
Cellular component (GO): heteromeric SMAD protein complex
Molecular function (GO): I-SMAD binding; transcription regulator inhibitor activity
Source: RefSeq, a predicted model, not a curated record
GCGACAGUCGAGGUCCACACCUGAGACAGUACACAACACUACACCUGUCCCAGUUGUGUACCUGUGUGCGCGUUCCCGGUGCAUGGCCCACCCCAGCCAGUGCCAGUGUUGUUGGUGUAUGCCACGUCCCAGGAUGUGGCCCGCCCGCAGUGUAUAGCGCUAGUGUCAUCCUGAUCAUAGUUUACAGAGGCAGGCGUGGAGUUGCUAGCCUGAGUGUGAGCUCUGGUGGAAGUGUUUGUGUUUGUGGUUGGGGCUUGCGGGCGGCGGCGGCCCCAUGUGGUGCGAGCCCCCCUGGUGGAGCUGCGGCGGCUACUGCCUUCCCCUCCACCACCUCCGACACCAGCCUGGUCCCCUCCAUCACCACCAUCACGGAGGCAGGUGCGGCCCCCGAGCCCCUCUGGAGUGACUCUAAUAGUAACGGCAGUAGUAGUAGUAGCGGAGAGUGUGUGCGGCGCGGGCGUAGUGAGGGCGGGUGGUGUGCGUGGGCGCGCGGGCUGGGCGGGGCGGCCUCGCCCUCCAAGCUAUGCCCGGGCGGCGCCACUCCCUGCUUCAUGUUCAUGUUUCGCUCCAGGAAGGCCGCCCUGGUGAAGCGAGCGUGGAAGUCUCGACGGAUCGGGCUGGGGGAGGCUCCUCAGCAAGAGCAGCAGCAGGAGGCGACGCAGCAGCUCAAGGGCGCCGCACUACAUCUGCUCCGUCGCCUGACCGAGGCGCAGCUGGAGUUACUAGUGUCAGCACUGGACUCUCGAGGCGGUGACCCAGGACAAUGUGUGUUGGUGCUGAGGAACUCUGGGGAAGAACAUGUGGAUGGGCGCACCCUUCCACCACAUCUGCUAAUGGUGUGGGUGUGGCGGUGGCCGGACCUUCACGCCCACCAGCACAAUAACACUCCCCUGCAGCGCCUCCCCACCUGCGCCGCCCGCAACGACCAUGUCUACGUGUGUGCCAACCCCUACCACUGGGCCAGACUUCUCCAGACAGGUAAGCAGGCGUCCCGCAGGACAAGGUUCUGCUCCCAGACUCCAGCCUUAGGAACAAGCUUGCUAGAGAUGGUCAGCUGGGAAGAUCUUAGCUAGGGACGGCAUCCAUAUCUCAGGUAAGUUAGGUCCGUGCUUGGGCAGGAGUGAGGCUGCGCCUAGGAGUUGGUCCUGCCAGUUUCCAACCAGGGAGAAAUGAUGUUUAGGGAAAUUUGUGAGGGAAAAAUUGUCAAAUUAGUAUGU